Molecule: messenger RNA, 1844 nt
Organism: Cucumis sativus (cucumber)
Lineage: Eukaryota; Viridiplantae; Streptophyta; Magnoliopsida; Cucurbitales; Cucurbitaceae
Product: zinc finger CCCH domain-containing protein 39
Exons: 2
Coding region: 501-1544 (347 amino acids)
Molecular function (GO): mRNA binding; metal ion binding
Source: RefSeq, a predicted model, not a curated record
UUUUUGAUUUUUGUUUUUUUUUGUUUCCGUCUUUUGACUAACUCGCCUACAAAAAUUCCCUUGUGGCGAUUCAGAAGAUUCCAUGGUUUUGGCCUUCCUCAAUCCUUCCGAUUUUCAUUAGGGUUUUCGUUUCUCCUUGGCGGCUAGGGUUUUGAUUCUUCAUUCACUUUGUUGUUUUUCUUUUCAACAUCUCAUUAUAAAUAUAUAACUAUAACUCUUUCACUUUCGCCAUUGUUAUGAUUCCUUCUUCCAUUGAUCUUCAUUCCGCUGUUUUUUUUUAUUGAUAUUUCAAACACCCUUUUGUUUAUUUAUCCAACUCAACGUUAAUUUGCCUACUUUUCUUGUUUUCUUGUUUUCUUGUUUUUUCUUCUUCUUGCCAAUUGUUGGUAUAAGGGAGGAUGAUCACGUCGAUUGAUUGAAAUUUUCUUUGGGUUGAUUCGUUGUUUGUUGUUGAUUCAUUGUUCUGAUUGAUUAAAGAGAACUGGGUUUUGUUUUAGAAGAUGAGUUUCAAUGAUAUGAGAGCCUCUGUUAUACCGCCGCCUCUGCAUUCCUAUGGUUCUAAUGGCGAUGCGUCUGGUUGCUGGUCUCAGUUUCCUAGGAAUGAUCCAUUUGAUCCACAAUCACAAUUUGAAGUACAACAGCCUCCGUAUAAAAGAGCUAGAAAUUCUGAAGAAAACCCAUCUAGUCCUAUCUCUUAUUCAAAUCCCUCCUUAAAUUCUAGGGGGCAACCACCAAAUGCUCCAGUGAAUAAAGGAAUAAGUAAUAUCUUUUUCAAGACGAGGAUGUGUGCGAAAUUUAAGCUUGGUUUGUGUAGGAAUGGUGCUAGUUGUAACUUUGCUCAUGGUGUUGAAGAUAUGAGACAACCUCCACCAAAUUGGCAAGAAAUUGUUGGUAUAAAGGAGGAUGAUCAAUCAGUAAAUAAUUGGAAUGAUGAUCAGAAGAUAAUUCAGAAAAUGAAGCUGUGUAGGAAGUUUUAUAAUGGAGAGGAGUGCCCCUAUGGAGAUAGGUGUAAUUUUCUUCAUGAAGAUCCUGCAAAGUUUAGAGAUGAUUCAGGUAGGUUUAGGGAGAGUUCAGCUAUAAGUAUUGGAACUACAGGAACUCCAUUGAUGAAUGGAAAUGAUUCUUCUAGUUAUAUUGAACCUAGCAGGGUAACUUCUUGUUCUGUUUCUGAUGCUCUUCGAGCUAAUGGGAAUGUUAGGCCUUCAUUCUGGAAGACAAAGUUAUGCACCAAGUGGGAGAUUACAGGCCAUUGCCCCUUCGGUGACAAGUGCCAUUUUGCUCAUGGCCAAUCUGAGUUACAACUAUAUAUUGGACGUGAGGGGGAAGUAUCUACUGCUGCCCUCAACGUAAAGCCUCUAAUUGUAGCCAUGGAGGCAUCUUCGAGUUUGACAACCAAUGUAGUUCCAUCCUCUGCCUUACCGGAGGGCCAGGAGAAGCCAAGUUUGCUGAAAUGGAAAGGACCCAAGAAGAUAAAUCGGAUCUAUGCUGAUUGGCUCGAUGAUUUGCCUCUAUCUCCAAGCUCAACAAGCAAAAUGGAGGGUUGAGCCUUUUUUUCUUUUUCAGUUGAAGUUAAGUUUUUGAGUUGGUUUGCUGAGGGAUUCAAUUGAUUAGUUACAAUAUGGGAGUUGGGUUGGUGGUGGUCUUUCUGAAUUAGGGUGUAAAAUUUUUUUGGUGAGAAUUGAUUGGGAAUAUGGAUAGAAGAAGAGAGAGUGUGAGAUAUACCCUUAUUGUUUGUUCUGUAUUGUUCAUUUAUUUUGUUAUUUCAUAUUUGUUCAUAUCCCAUAGAAAAACUAGUUUGGAUUUUUAAUGAAAUUCAAUAUAUUUGAGCAUUUCUUUCUUACAAA